GGGCCCGCCCAACGCCUUCGCGCUUGCACGUGAUGCAUGGAUCUCGGCUCAGCGCCCGUUCGCUCCCUCUGCAGUUCAACGCCGUCACUCACCUCACCAGCCCAGUCCCCACCCGCCAACUGCCCACGACCAGCAAACCCCUCGGAAACACCAGGAAACCCACAGUCCAACGACAAUCCUCGAAUGCGCACCGUCUAGAGCGCCACAUACCCUCACUUUUGCGGAUUAUUCCGCGCAGAGCGCCAAGACCUCAUUACGAGCAGCGCUCUCACCACCAGCCUCACGCCCACCGCCUUCGAGUCCUGCACUGCCGCUCCUCUACUCGCAGUCUUCACGGCCUUCAUGUCGGAUCACAGCGCGAAACGUCAACGCUUGGACAACUCUGGAAGAUACUCGCCAGCCUCCCCACCCUUUGACGUCGCUGCCAAGGCGAGCGGCCAAACGACAAAGCCUAUUCAACCGCGCACACCGACUUCCCCUCCUUGUUCCUCGAUGAAUUCGCAGUUAAAUGGCCGCUCUGCCAUGACUGCGACCGCUGCGUCUCCGGGCAAGACCCCGCCAUCAUCCGCGACCAUGUCCCAGUCUGUGUCUCAGCCGGCGACAUCGGCCGCAGCCCAGCACCCGUUUCUCACACCCGCAAGCACCACAGGGCAUUCUUACUCAACGAACAUUGAUAGCGACGGCGAUGCGAUGAUGGAGGACGGCUCGGAAGAGACUGCACGGGGCCUGGGCAUCAACACACAUUCCAAUCACGACCGGCAAGGGCAGGCGCUAUUCUCGGAGAAGGGAGGGCUGAAGGCCGCAGAGGGCAUCAGUGGGAGUCUACUGUUUUUGAGUAGUGAGGAGACUUACGAGCAGUCAAGACCACAUGGCUCGCAAAAUCUUUUCCGGCUGUACGGCUUGGAGAGAUUAGCCAAAUCUGUGGCGCGAGUGGACCCAGUGACAGGCGAGAAGAUCAACAAACUCCGGAAGUCCUACGAAGGUCACAUCAAGACACUGCAGAUUGCGGGCAAGCCGAAAGCGGUGAAGAUGGACGAUGUGUUCAGCGGUCCGGUAGGCCUGCCAGAUGACCAUUGGGACGCGAUAAAUGCUGGGAAAGAGCCGUGGAGGAAAAUGAACGCCGAGCAGACUGCUCUCGAGCCGGACUUCAGCAGUCUCCUCGACAGUGCAUUUGGCGGUAUGGGCCCCGGUGCACUGCCACCGUCCGACGCCUCGAAGUACAAAGCAUACAUCGGCACAGACGACACUCUCCGCGCGAAACCUGCUGCCGACACACAGGCUCGGACACCGCUCCCAUCAUCGGCGCCGACACCGAACAGUCAUGCGUUACCGCGACGGCCAGAGAGAUCAGGUUCGAAACGACAGUACAACGAGGACUCCUACCAAGGCUACAGCGAAGGCUACGGAGACGAUUUUGCGACAGACUCGACAGGCGAAGAUGGCGCACGAGGAAGCUUCAAGAGGCGGAAGACACAAUUUGAACGCACAGCACACUCAGUCGAAGUGGGUGGUGCGCGGCGGUGACACAACGCCUGAUUUUGAUCUUUUCGCACGUUCGACAUUAUAGAGCAUUGGGCUUUGGAUUUCCCCAGCAGGCGUUACACAGGCGCAUUUGACACUAUACUCCACGUUCACAAGAAAAAUGGGUCACGAGAACAGACCUUACACACUACGCUGGGCAGGCAACCAGGACGACGGCCGACACGAUCACCGAGACGCCACUACGACGGCCGACCAAGAUGUCCACGCCCAUGCAUCAUACACAACUUCACUUCAACUUCUAAUGCACAGCGAUGCAGGUAUGAAUCAUUCCUACAAACACAUAUGGGGUACAUCCG
Molecule: messenger RNA, 1838 nt
Organism: Macroventuria anomochaeta
Lineage: Eukaryota; Fungi; Ascomycota; Dothideomycetes; Pleosporales; Didymellaceae
Product: Rox3-domain-containing protein
Exons: 1
Coding region: 343-1524 (393 amino acids)
Biological process (GO): regulation of transcription by RNA polymerase II
Cellular component (GO): mediator complex
Molecular function (GO): transcription coregulator activity
Source: RefSeq, a predicted model, not a curated record